This is a messenger RNA of Coniophora puteana RWD-64-598 SS2, 1367 nucleotides long. RefSeq lists its product as uncharacterized. Bases 24 to 1229 code for a protein of 401 amino acids. Gene Ontology annotation, biological process: L-threonine catabolic process; glycine biosynthetic process. Lineage: Eukaryota; Fungi; Basidiomycota; Agaricomycetes; Boletales; Coniophoraceae. The transcript is spliced from 8 exons. Gene Ontology annotation, molecular function: L-allo-threonine aldolase activity. The record is from RefSeq and is a predicted model, not a curated record. Gene Ontology annotation, cellular component: cytosol.
CUUGUCCAGUCAAUAAAGCCGGUAUGCCCUCUCUCACUGACGCCAAACUUCAAGAGCUCUCUAGCCAGAUCGCAGUAGACGUUCUGACCAAGACUCAAGAUGUGGAUAACGUCGCGAAGCUCGAGGAAGUGUCUCGAUCAUUCGUAUCUGACACUCUGACGAUCCCGGCCCCUGAGAUGGUCGCGUAUGCGGCCCGCGCUUCUCUGGGUGAUGACGUAUACUUCGAGCCCUCCACUGCAGUUUUGGAGGCUCAUAUCGCCCAGCUGACUGGGAAGGAAGCUGGCUUGUUCCUCCCGACAGGAACAAUGUCCAACCAAAUUGCGCUUCGGACUCAUCUACUGCAACCACCCUACUCAGUCAUUUGCGAUGCUCGCUCACAUAUUUACCGGAUGGAAGGCGGCGGUAUGGCUUUCCAUUCGGGAGCCAAUAGCGUGGCAGUUGCUCCGUCCAAUGGUCACCACCUAACUCUGGAAGAUAUUGAGCCCGAAGCGAUUAUGGGCACAGACGUACAUAUUGCCCCAACGAGAGUCAUUGCUUUGGAGAACACAUUGAACGGGACAAUCAUUCCACAGGACGAAAUCGUCAGAAUUUCGAGUUGGGCACACCAGAAAGAUAUGAAGAUGCACCUUGAUGGUGCACGAAUUUGGCACGUCGCUGCUGAGACCGGACUGUCUCUGAAAGAAUUAUGUGGUCCAUUUGACUCUGCAAGUCUCUGCCUGAGCAAGGGUCUGGGCGCGCCCAUCGGAACAUGUCUUGUGGGCUCCAAACAGUUCAUCACGAAAGCACGGUGGUUCCGCAAGGUUUUCGGAGGCGGCAUGAGACAGACAGGCUAUCUCGCCGGGGCAGCUGCCUACGCACUCACCCAUAACUUCCCGUUGCUUCCGCGCGUACAUGCGCUAGCUAAACGGAUGCAACAAGGCUUGGAGGAGCUCGGCGUCGAUAUCCUCAGCCCGGCCGAAACUUGCAUGCUAUUUUAUGACCCAUAUCCCAUCGGGGUGGAGUACUGGGAAAUCGUCGAACGAGCCGCAGCGCUGCUUAAGCCCAUCAAGCUGACAGGUUCACGCUUGUUGUUGCACAUCCAGACGUCACCACAAGCCAUCGAAGACUUCCUAGAAUUAGUCAGAACGUUGAAAGAAGAGAAAGUGGCAGCAGGCUGGACUCUGGCCAAUGCAGGUCCUAGAAGGCGUCCUCCAAAUGUUUAUGUCAAGGCUGUCAGACCUUCGGCGUAGGGAGAACCACUUGAAAGAUGCGGCAAGAUAGAAGAUAGACGUCUGUAUAAUACAUAGGAGCGAGAUUUACCCUCUGCCAAUGUACCGCUGCUUUUCAUACUCCUUCCAUAAGUUCUUCAUCGUAAUUUUACCACUUGC